This is a messenger RNA of Bradysia coprophila, 2290 nucleotides long. RefSeq lists its product as uncharacterized. Gene Ontology annotation, molecular function: zinc ion binding. NCBI's taxonomy places the organism in Eukaryota, Metazoa, Arthropoda, Insecta, Diptera, Sciaridae. The record is from RefSeq and is a predicted model, not a curated record.
ACUACACGUACUUUCCGUUGACAGCGGCGGCGCUAGUAGUAACUCUAUGAUAAAAAGUGCUUCCAGUAUGGUGUUUGUUUAGUUUCGUGGUUGUUUUAAUUUAAUUUGAAUUUAAAAUGGAAAAAAUAACAGUCGCGCAAUUGAAAAAACAAUUGAAAGACCUGGGUGAGAAAGUGUCAGGUACCAAAUCGGUAUUACUAGAACGGUUAAACAAUGCUCAACAGAAAAAUGCUACUACACCGUCCGUGAUCACCGUUGCCGGUGAAACUACCACAAUCGAUGGCCUAAGAUCAUUGCCAUUGCCAAAUUUAACCGAUAAAGGAACGACGGUUAGUGCUGUCAAAAGCCCAGUCAGUGAUCAAGUCAAGAUUGUCCCGGUCCACGAAUCUGUUACGAGAAAGCGGUUGAAGACUAUUCAAAAUGAACCGUCCGUGAUGAAUAUCGCCGGUAAGACCACAGUUGAUGGUCUCAAAAAUCAGCUACGUGCUAUGGGUGCAAAAGUUUCUGGCAACAAAUCUGUUCUCCAAGAGAGGGUGAAGAAUUGGCAAGAGAACAAUGUCACUCGACCGUUGUUCGAGAUUAACGUAAUCGAAGAGGACAAAGAAAAUUUUCCGACGAACAUGAAGUCUCAACCGUUAGAAAAUCUGGAUUCGAAAAUUCUGGAGUGGUUAACUCCAUCUGUUAUAGCCUACUACUUUUCUGAGCGUUUAUCAACGAAGGGCCACGACAAAGGAAGGAAACUUUUUCUAUGCGAGUUCCUGAAAAACAUUUCUUUUGUCGCUAAGGAUAACGAUGUCUUCAUAAGUUCAGUGUGCAGCGCCGAAACUAAAAAAAGUACUGACUACGCUGUUCGGGUUCACUUGAAUUGCAAAGAGAGGACCGUCAUCAAAGCAAAUUGUGAAUGUCCAGCGGGAUCUGGAAAAAAUGCUUCUUGCAAACACGUUGGUGCUGUUCUAUAUGGUGUGGAGUACUUCGCUGUAACAGGUCGAGUGAAGCAAAAUGGUGCGUGUACGAGUCAGCUACAACAGUGGCAUAUGCCUCGUCAGAAAGGUCGUCAGCUGGAAGCUAUAACGGUGGACAAGCUGAUGAAUGUUCCGAGCAAACAAUACGAAGCUUCUGAAGCGAUAACUAACUUUUUUUUCAACUCAAUAAUUCAAGGUAAAGGUUAUAGUGUUCACGACCUGAAUAAAGAAAAAUUCUAUGUGAAUGUGAAUGUUUUUAUGUUCCGGUCUGUGUGAAUACGUUUCUGUGAGAAGUCAAAGUCAACUUUGUGAAUACGAGUCGGUGAGGAGUCAUUUUCGUGUCGUGAUCUCGUUAGCAUGACACUUGAGGAAUGUUUACGUCCCGUCCAUGUAAAUAGUAUUCGUUAGAUCUUUUCGGGAUCCACUCGACUAAUUAUACGAUCAAUUCAAUCAACUUCUGCAGCGAAUAUUCGAACACCGUUGAUUCAUCACAGAGAGUGUAGGCUGCCGGCAUAUUUCAACGAUCACCAAUAUACUCGCAUUCGACUAGAAGCGUUAAUGCUGAAUCAAGUAAACAAAACUUCGGAUGAGGAACGAGUGAUAAUUGAAAAAAAAACUAGAGUCCACAAUAAGUACUGGGAAACGGUAAGACACACACGGAUAACAGCUUCGAUUGCACACCAAGUCAUCCGAACUUGCCGAACUGGAAAGUAUGUCACCGGUUUUCUGAAACAACAUAUUCUUCCCAAAAAGAUUAGAUCCGAUGCCAUAGCAUGGGGUAUCAAAAAUGAAAGCGCAGCAUUGAAGGCGUAUUCUACUGUGAUUGGAGAAGAAUUUUCUAAUUGCGGGAUUUUCGUUGAUAGUGAACUAAACUAUCUUUCAGCUACGCCUGACGGUAUCAAUAACUCUAAGUCGAUUAUUGUCGAGAUCAAAUGUCCAUAUGUCAAUAGAUUUGACCGACCUCAAGAUGCUCAUUUCUUAGUAGAUGAAGCGUUGAAGGUGAGCCAUCCUUAUUACACACAAGUUCAACUUCAAAUGUACGUAACCAAAAUAUAUAAAUGUGACUUUGUUGUCUGGACAACCAAGGGUAUUUUCAUUCAGCCCAUAGAGUAUGAUGUGGAGCUAGUGGGUCAAUAUUUGAAAACUAUUUCCUUUUACUACGAAAACGUAUUUUGUCCAUUCUAUUACAAGUUGAAAAAUGAAAAUCAAUAAAAAAAAUUUGUUCAGAACCGUAGAUGUGACUUUAUUUUCAACUUAAACAAAUCUUCACAAAAAUUGAUCAUUUACUUUGCGAGCGGAUUGUAGAGAUUAAUCAAACUGAAACAGAU